Messenger RNA from Mizuhopecten yessoensis (Yesso scallop), 907 nucleotides. Its product is annotated as cell surface glycoprotein 1-like. The transcript has 3 exons. Lineage: Eukaryota; Metazoa; Mollusca; Bivalvia; Pectinida; Pectinidae. The record is from RefSeq and is a predicted model, not a curated record. Bases 38 to 907 code for a protein of 289 amino acids.
CUGAAUUGUUUCCCUAUUGAACAUUUGUAUAAUAAGCAUGGGAUAUUUACAGAUGCCGGACACUUUACUGGAAGAGAUCACCACGGACCUAGAAGACAUUGCAUACUCUCCUGUCAUACCAAAUACACUGGAGGACCAGCCCGUCACAGUGCACCAGCCCGUAGACCAGAAUAUCUCAGGGGACCAGCCCAUCACAGGGGACCAGCCUGUCACAGCAGACCAGCCCGUAGACCACUCCGUCACAGGGGACCAGCCCAUAGACCAAUCAGUCACAGAGGACCAGCCCGUCGCAGGGGACCAGCCAAUAGACCAAUCCGCCACAGCGGACCAGCCCAUAGACCAAUCAGUCACAGAGGACCAGCCCGUCGCAGGGGACCAGCCAAUAGACCAAUCCGCCACAGCGGACCAGCCCAUAGACCAAUCAGUCACAGAGGACCAGCCCGUCGCAGGGGACCAGCCAAUAGACCAAUCUGUCACAGCAGACCAGCCCGUAGACCACUCCGUCACAGGGGACCAGCCCAUAGACCAGUAUAUCAUAGGGGACCAGGCCAUCACAGGGGAACAGCCUGUGACAGCAGACCAGCCAAUAGACCAAUCUGUCACAGCAGAUCAGCCUGUAGACCAAUCCGUCACUGGGGACCAGCCCAUAGACCAGCAUAUCACAGGGGACCAGCCCAUAGACCAAUCUGUCACAGAGGACCAGCCCGUCGCAGGGGACCAGCCAAUAGACCAAUCCGCCACAGCGGACCAGCCCAUAGACCAAUCCAUCACCGGGGACCAGCCUGUAGACCAACCAAUUACAGAUGACCAGUCCAUGAUAGAGGACCAGCCCAUCACAGAGGAUCAGUCUGUUCGCAAAAAAGUUUCACGAGUGGCCAUUUGUACGCUUUUUCUCGCUGGUACAUAG